UCUUCGUCGCCGCCAAACUGCUCUCUCAGAUUCUUCUUCCUCGCAGAUCGUUUUUUGUUCAAGCUAAAUCUCAAAAUGGAGAACGAAGAAGGGAAGAUCACAGAGCUCUACAUUCCGAGAAAAUGCUCGGCAACAAACAGAUUGAUCACAUCAAAGGAUCAUGCUUCAGUUCAGCUUAACAUUGGUCAUCUUGAUGCUAAUGGUGUCUACACCGGCCAAUUCACUACCUUUGCUCUCUGCGGAUUUGUCCGUGCUCAGGGAGACGCAGACAGUGGCGUGGACAGGCUCUGGCAGAAGAAGAAGGUCGAAGCCAAACAACAGUGAGAGACAAUGUCAUAAGCUCUACCACCUCUUUUGAUGUUUCGUUUUAUUAGCAAUGUGGUUUCGUUAUUGAAUUGAAUAUGUUUCUUUACAUGCGAAUUCAUGUUUUGGAUUUUUCUGCUUUAUGAAAGAUUAUUAUUAGUCUUUGUGAUUCCAAUGGAAUUAGAUUUCUAUCUAAUAGUCUAUUUAUUUUAAGUUUCACAAAUUACUGUUAGAUUGUCAUCAACCACACGGCUUAAUGGUUUAAUGGUUUAGCUUAAGAAACUGUUAACAUGUAC
Molecule: messenger RNA, 599 nt
Organism: Arabidopsis arenosa
Lineage: Eukaryota; Viridiplantae; Streptophyta; Magnoliopsida; Brassicales; Brassicaceae
Source: the annotation of a GenBank genome assembly